Messenger RNA from Cynocephalus volans (Philippine flying lemur), 2506 nucleotides. RefSeq names its product cyclin dependent kinase 6 (gene CDK6). The coding region runs from base 662 to 1642 and encodes 326 amino acids. The transcript has 8 exons. NCBI's taxonomy places the organism in Eukaryota, Metazoa, Chordata, Mammalia, Dermoptera, Cynocephalidae. Gene Ontology annotation, cellular component: cyclin-dependent protein kinase holoenzyme complex; cytoplasm; nucleus. Gene Ontology annotation, biological process: cell dedifferentiation; regulation of gene expression; signal transduction. Gene Ontology annotation, molecular function: cyclin-dependent protein serine/threonine kinase activity; cyclin binding; ATP binding. The record is from RefSeq and is a predicted model, not a curated record.
GCGGGGAGGGUAGCGGCGUAACACAAUGAUAUAGGGAUAAAUAUUAAGCCGUGACAUUGACGUGCCCGGCGCCUCCCCUCCCCCGCGCUCCCGGCACACUCUGGGCUGCUCGGCACGCCCCCUCCCGUUCCACUGCGGCCCGCGCCGCGCGCUCAUCCCCGAGGGGCCCCUGCAACCUCUCCGCGAAGACGGCUCCAGCCCUGCAGGGAAAGAAAAGUAACCUCGCUUUUCUCGGAGGAACCAGGAAGGAUUAAGCGGCUUGGGAGCGGGCAGGAGCGCGCGGAAGGUGCAAUGAUUGUGGACUGAGACGCACUCGGGCAGAGACUAUGUAAUCGCCUCGGUGUCUGUCCAGAGGACUUCGCUUCGGGGAGGAAAGAGGAGGGCUCGCUCGCUCCUCCGGCGGCGGCGGCGGCGACUCGGCAGGCGGAGUUUCGCGGCGGCGGCACCAGGGUUGCGCCAGCCCGCGGGGACGCGGGUCGCUCCUUCCAGCCCCGGCGGCCGCGAGAGUCCCAGCGUCGGAGCGCCUGAGCCUGCGAGGGAGAGCGAGAGCGAGCUCCGGGGAGCCCCGGAGGAGGCGAGCGGCGGCCGCGAGCAAGCCGAGCGCAACACCCCCCCCCCCCGCUCGCCCCAGCGGCGCCGCGCCGGGCGGCGUCCAGGCGGCAUGGAGAAGGACGGCCUGAGCCGCGCCGACCAGCAGUACGAGUGCGUGGCGGAGAUCGGGGAGGGCGCCUAUGGGAAGGUGUUCAAGGCCCGCGACCUGAAGAACGGAGGCCGUUUCGUGGCGCUGAAGCGCGUGCGGGUGCAGACGGGCGAGGAGGGCAUGCCGCUCUCCACCAUCCGCGAGGUGGCGGUGCUGAGGCACCUGGAGACCUUCGAGCACCCCAACGUGGUCAGAUUGUUCGAUGUGUGCACCGUGUCACGAACAGACAGAGAAACCAAACUAACAUUGGUAUUUGAACAUGUUGAUCAAGACUUGACCACUUACUUGGAUAAAGUUCCAGAGCCUGGAGUGCCUACUGAAACCAUAAAGGAUAUGAUGUUCCAGCUUCUCCGAGGUCUGGACUUUCUUCAUUCUCACCGAGUAGUGCAUCGCGAUCUAAAACCACAGAAUAUUCUGGUGACCAGCAGUGGACAAAUCAAACUGGCUGACUUCGGCCUUGCCCGCAUCUACAGCUUUCAGAUGGCUCUUACCUCGGUGGUCGUCACGCUGUGGUACAGAGCUCCAGAGGUCUUGCUCCAGUCCAGCUACGCCACCCCCGUGGAUCUCUGGAGUGUUGGCUGCAUAUUUGCAGAAAUGUUUCGUAGAAAGCCUCUUUUUCGUGGAAGUUCAGAUGUCGAUCAACUAGGAAAAAUCUUGGACGUAAUUGGACUCCCAGGAGAAGAGGACUGGCCUAGGGAUGUUGCCCUUCCCAGGCAGGCUUUUCAUUCAAAAUCUGCCCAACCAAUUGAGAAGUUUGUAACAGAUAUUGAUGAACUAGGCAAAGACCUACUUCUGAAGUGCUUGACAUUUAAUCCAGCCAAAAGAAUAUCUGCCUACAGCGCCCUGUCUCACCCGUAUUUCCAGGACCUGGAGAGGUGCAAGGAGAACCUGGAUUCCCACCUGCCGCCCAGCCAGAACACCUCGGAGCUGAACACAGCCUGAGGUCUCAGCAGCUGCUUUGAGCUGAUCCCCUGGAGAACACCCUUGGUAGCCAAUGGGUCCCCCUGAGGAAUCCCCGCAGAGCUGUUGAGGAUCGCUGUCUAGAGGCCUCCAAGCUGCCGUCUUCUGGACGGGCUCUGCUUUUCCAAGGAAACCACCUAGUUUACUGUUUCGAAAUCAAUGCAAGAGUGAUUGCAGCUUUAUGUUCGUUUGUUUGUUUGUUUGUUUGUCUGUUUCAAGAACCUGGAAAAAUUCCAGAAGAAGAGAAGCUGCUGACCAAUUGUGCUGCCAUUUCAUUUUCUAACCUUGAAUGCUGCCAGUGUGAAGUGGGUAAUCCAGGCACAGCUGAGUUAUGAUGUAAUCUCUCUGCAGCUGCCGGGCCUGAUUUGGUACUUGAGUGUGUGUGUGUGUGUGUGUGUGUGCGUGCGUGCGUGCGUGUGUGUGUGUGUGUGCGUGUGUGUGUGUGUGUGUGUGUGUGUGUGUGAGACAGAGAUUCUGUGAUCUCUUAAAGUGUUACUUUUUGCAAACAAGAAUAAUUGAAUUUUAAAGACUCAAGGUGACCGGUAAAUAACAGGUGUUUCAUUCACUAAAAGCGAUUCACCAGAAUGAUCUCAAAUUAGAAAGUUGAGCCUUGUCCUCAGCAUUUCUUUUCUGGCCAAAAGCAGCAAAUUUGCUAGUAGUAAAAAGUGAGGUUUUAUACAUACAGCAAAAGGUGAAAAAAAUUCUAGUAUCUUUUAAGAGACCUGUUGUUUGAAGCAUACAUUCUUUUUACUCUUUGAAAACUGAAUUUACUCGUUGUAAGUCUGUUUUAACCUUCUGUAUAAUAUCAUGCUUUAUGGUUUCUUUUGGAAAAUUCCCUAUAAACUU